Messenger RNA from Hevea brasiliensis (rubber tree), 1731 nucleotides. RefSeq names its product nuclear transcription factor Y subunit A-3. Gene Ontology annotation, molecular function: DNA-binding transcription factor activity, RNA polymerase II-specific; RNA polymerase II cis-regulatory region sequence-specific DNA binding. Gene Ontology annotation, biological process: regulation of transcription by RNA polymerase II. Bases 424 to 1422 code for a protein of 332 amino acids. Lineage: Eukaryota; Viridiplantae; Streptophyta; Magnoliopsida; Malpighiales; Euphorbiaceae. The transcript is spliced from 7 exons. Gene Ontology annotation, cellular component: CCAAT-binding factor complex. The record is from RefSeq and is a predicted model, not a curated record.
AGCAGAGGUGGAGAAGAAAUGGUGGUGGUGGGUGGCGAGUGUUUUUAUUCUAUUUGGAAUUAUUACCCUAGUGGGUUUUCUUGUGGGCUUAGUCACCGCAAAGCAUAGAACAAGAUUGGCAGAGAGAGAGACAGAGUGAGAGAGAGAGGUUUUCGUGGAGAGUUUCAAGAGAGGAGACAUGCCUAAGUUCUUCCCAACAGCUCAAUUCGUUGCUUCUACUUGACUUACCAGAUCCCAAAGAAAUACACGUGGCUUUACUAAUGUUAUUGGCUGCUUCAUUCAUCCUCCACUACUGGAAAUUUGCAUACGUGCCCAUUUCCUUAAGCUUGAUUUGACAGCUAAUCAGUAAUAUCAAAAGCUAGCAAAAAGAAUCAGUGCUUUGUUAAGGAUUUUCAUCAAAUUCGUGACACAUAGAUAAACUAGAUGGCUGUACGAAUUCAGAACUUGCCCAAGAAAAAUUUUGGUCAAGCCCCCUUUACUUUUAGUAGCCCAUCCUGGUGGCAUUCAAAUGAACAGCAAAUUUCGCAGUCUUUAUCCAAGAAUAUAGGCUUAAAAGUGGAAUCUCCAUCCCAACUUUAUCACAAAGCAAAGCAUUUUGGUUUUCAGCUCCUGGACCAAGAAUCAUCUUCAACUCAAUCAAUUGGUCAAUCUCACAAUGAAGUGGGCACUGUGGGGGAGACCAAUUCACAAGAUCAAUGCAUUUCAUCUGAAUCUGGUCAAGAUGAAGGUUGUGGGAAUGGUGCAGAAGGCAGGAUGAAGCCAGUUUUCUUGUUUAGUACUCCAGAACUUGCACUUAAUACUUCACAGACUGAAGAUAGUCACUCAAUGGCUCGAGCUCCAUUUCCCAAUGCUGAUAAUUACUUCGGUGGACUAUUUACUCCAUAUGGACCACAGGCCAUUCCUCAGCUGGGUUCGCAGAUGGUGGGGAUGACAACAGCACGAGUUCCCCUGCCUCUUGAUCUUGCGGAUGAUGGGCCCAUUUAUGUUAAUGCAAAACAGUACCAUGGAAUUCUCAGGAGGAGAAAAUCACGUGCAAAGCUAGAGGCUCAGAACAAGCUUGUCAAAAGUCGAAAGCCAUAUCUUCAUGAGUCUCGGCAUCUGCAUGCAUUAAAUCGGGUUAGGGGUUCCGGUGGACGCUUUCUCAGCACAAAAAGGCUCCAACAGUCUAAUCCAACUUCCACCGGUAACGUGCAUGUCAUCCCAGAUACCAUCCAGUUGCAUCAAAGGAAUGAGACAUCAGAACUUGAAAGUUAUCGUUCAAGAAUUGGCCAAUCUGGCACUUCAAGCACCUGCUCUGGUAUCACCAAUGUCUCUAGUGGUGCCGCCAUUUUUAGGCAGGCAGAUCACAGGUUCUCAAGCCUGGCUACCCACAUGGGAGGAAGCAUGCAAACCAGUGGGGGUCUUGUGUGCAGUGGGACCUAGCAUUGUGCUUCCAGUUGUCCGGAUACCAUGGUACCGGGCGGGCAAUUCAUCCUUGGCUUUGUAUAUCACUUGCUAUGUUAUUACCUUUUGUUACAAAAGGUGCAUCAAUGACUGAAUUUGUGGUGUUUGCUUUCUACAAGUAUUGUGUUUGUUUUAACGUUACUGAAGAGGGUUGCUUUUUGGAUCUCACACUGGCGGUGGUGAUCCAUCACUUAACUUGUUUACUUUUAAAUGUUAAAUGUUCCGACUAUGCAAGUGUUUGCUUGUUGACAUCAUAUGUUAAAAUAAAAAUGUGUAAAUUGCUUGAAA